AUGCCAGGGAUAGUGAUACCGGAUAAUUCGUACUAUGCGGCAAUUGCGAAGAAUGUUCAGGAUCUUGGUGAUGAGAGGUUGGGGAAAUAUGCUAUUAGUGCUGAGGCGUGUGCCAACAAGGUUGUCGACGGGGUAGAGAAGGGGGCUACUGGAAAAGCUUGGUUUGGUGGUGGAGCUUCUGCAAUGGGCUGGGCGGCGUCGCUACUUCCUGACUGGCUGAUGGAUCAAUCCGUGACUGCUCUUGUUCCCUGGGUGACGAAGAUCCAGCGAUGA
This is a messenger RNA of Cadophora gregata, 273 nucleotides long. RefSeq lists its product as uncharacterized. Lineage: Eukaryota; Fungi; Ascomycota; Leotiomycetes; Helotiales; Ploettnerulaceae. The record is from RefSeq and is a predicted model, not a curated record. The transcript has 2 exons. The coding region runs from base 1 to 273 and encodes 90 amino acids.